AUGGGUUGUUGUCUCGGCACCACCAAGACCCCAAACCAAGACCCUCACCACCACCCAAAUGGCCCCAACAACCGCCACUUCCACGCUAGAUCUUCGGUGACGGAACCCGACCCGACUCAUAUCCAGAAAACCCAACUCAGAGCCUCGACGCCGCCACCGCCUCCACAUCCUCCACCGGUUGUUGAAGAAGAGUCAGUGAAGGAGGUUCUCUCCGAAACCCCCAUCUCCAAACCCCAAAUCCCCAAAAUAUCCCUAGACCAAAUCACCCAUCUGCCUCCGAAAUUCCAAGAAGAGCUUCCCGAUUUUCCUCCGCAACCCCAAGCAGAACCCAUCCAUUUUCCUCCGAAUCCCCAGGCAGAGCUCACCCAUUUUCCUCCGAAUCUCCAGGCAGAGCUCACCCAUGUUCCUCCGAAACUCCAAGCAGAGCAGCCCAAGGAGCUCUCCGAGGAGCCUUCUCAGGCUUCAGACCUUUGUGGGGUUAGCGAGAGCUUCUCAUUGUCAACAACCACCACCACAACCACCAUUACAGACGCCAGAGAAGACGAAGCUACGAGCAAGCGGAAGAGAGACGUGGGAAACAGAGACAGGGCGAGUGGGCCUUCUUCAACGACGGCACGCUGCAAGCGUCCUUACUCCGGCGAACUCGCCGGCCGGAGAGAAAAAGGAGUCAAGCUCCCUGCGAGGGGGCCGGAUCCUCCAAUGGGGAAGAGGAAUCGGACUGAAACGAGGUCGUCUCGCGGGCGGGAAUCGGGUCAGCUGAGGACCAUGCAGCGUGGCGCGGGCCCCACCGGAGUCAGGCGUGAUGCGGUGUCGUCCCGGUCGAGGUCACCAGCUACUCGGACGGCCGGUGGUGCUGGUCGGGCAGCUGUAGGAAGGAGCCCGGCGAAGGUGACUGGACGAGCCGCUGCCUGUGGCAGUUCAUCGCAGCAGGGAGCAGUGGAGAGUGAGGGUAAACAAAUUAAAAAGGAGGCGGAACCAUCAAACGACGGCGUUUCGAAACCCCAGAAGCAGGGGAAUGAGUCCCUCGAGUUAGAAUGCUUCAUCUUUGUCUAA
Messenger RNA from Prunus armeniaca (apricot), 1053 nucleotides. The record is from the annotation of a GenBank genome assembly. Lineage: Eukaryota; Viridiplantae; Streptophyta; Magnoliopsida; Rosales; Rosaceae.